CCUGUUUUCUAUUCUUCAUUUUUGGCUCAGAUCUUACAGGAGAUCCACUCACUGACUUUCAUCUGGUUGUCUGUCCAGACAUCAUUGACCCCUUCUCACAGUUUAGCUCCAGCCAACGUGUACGCCAAGCAACGAUAAGCAGCGCCCCGUUGCGUUGUCGCGGUGUUCUCGACCAAAGAGCCGGACCCACAGAAUGUCAACAUAGCUGUUUGCGCAUACGACUUGCGACAGCUGAACAUUUACAAUCACGACCACGCCUCCUCUGGCGAUACAGACGGCUCUCCCAGGGUUGAGGUUCUUGCAUGGUUUAUUGUUGACACAUUUUUCUCUGUUGAAUUACCCCCGCUGUGCCCGCGCGACGGUAACCCCCCUUGUGCACCGACGCUACACCGCAAUUCAAUUCAAUUCGCAACACCGCUCCCUCCCCAGAUCACAGACAACCUCACUCACCACCACCACCACCACCACCACCACCACAAUGCGCCCCCUCCCCCUCCCGCUCUGGGCCUUAAUAUCCGCCCACCUCUCCCUCGCCGAACAACAAACUCCCCUCCAACAACCAACCGCCAUCCGAAAAAUGCCCCCCAAUAACCCCUCGCUCAAAUUCCACUCCCACUUUUGCGCCUUCGACCCCUCCCAUACAUCCCCUUCCAACUCUUCUGCUGCGAUCCUCCUCCCGAGAGAUGGAACCUCCUUCUCCGCCCCCCUCCGCGCAGUCUACAACCCCCCUCUACCCGCAUCCCCCAACCCACAACGACGAGGGGUGCUGGGAGUAAGCAAAAGACAGUGGUCCUGUCCGACAGACACCCUAUUAUGCAGCAACAUUGGCUACCCCAACAUCUGCUGCUACGAAGGGUCGACAUGCAUCAAAGUCCCGGAUACUGGCUUGGGGUCGGUGGGUUGCUGCCCGGAUAACACCCAGUGCACGGGGGGCGUGACGAGUUGCGGGGAGGGGGGGGUUGGGUGCCCGAGUGAGGUUGGGGGAGGGUGUUGUUUGACGGGGUGGGUUUGCGGCGGGUUGGGUUGUGUCAAGGAGGGGAUAGUGUCCACUCCUGUUCCCAUCCCAACCACAACCACGACCUCGGCUCCGCUGGAGGCAACAACAACAACGACUUCAGAGUCGAGUUCUGCUCCGGAAACGACGUCAACUCGACCCCAAUCAUCGACAACUACGUCUGAUGACGCCCCGGAGACGUCUACAACGGGUGAACCGGGAUUUUGUCCCACGGGGUAUUAUGCUUGUCUUGCUCGUGCGAAUAACGAGGGGGGGUGUUGUCAGAUAGGUCGGGAUUGCGCCGAGACUGAUUGCCCGCCUUUGACUUCCUCGACGACGGUGGUUGAUGGCAAUGGGGUGACGAUUGCGGUGCCGAUGCCGACUGGUGCGCCGCCUGUGAUGGGGGAUGAGUGUGCUAAUGGGUGGUUCAUGUGCAAUGAGAGGGAUGAAAGUGAGGGGUGCUGUCCUGAUGGGUAUGGUUGUGGGGCGGCGAGUUGUACGCUUGUGAGAGCGGGGGAGACGGCUGGGGUUGCGAAGGCUUUGCCGGGGACGGGGGCUGCUGUGAGGUAUGAGGGGGUUUUGUGGGAGCUUUGGUUGGGGUGGCUGGGAUGGUUAUGGCUUUUUGAAUGGGGGGAGGGUGGUGGGGGUGGGAUCUGGUUUAAAGUGACAGGAAUGGGUCAUGAUAAUGUAAUGGUAUGGGUGGUAUGA
This is a messenger RNA of Podospora pseudocomata, 1702 nucleotides long. RefSeq lists its product as uncharacterized. The record is from RefSeq and is a predicted model, not a curated record. Lineage: Eukaryota; Fungi; Ascomycota; Sordariomycetes; Sordariales; Podosporaceae. Bases 479 to 1702 code for a protein of 407 amino acids. The transcript has 2 exons.